UAAGAUGUGUAAAGAAUAAUCAUUCUUCAAACUUGUUAUCUCUUUUCUCUUCACAGGACUGCACAUUUUUCACUCGCAAGGAAAUUCUUCGGUUGCAUGGCAGGUAUCAUGAGCUGGCACCACAUCUCGUGCCUAUGGACUACACCAAAGAGCCGGACUGUAAACUGCCCUUAGCGCUAAUAGUGGCCAUGCCAGAACUCAAUGAAAACCCGUUCCGGAACAGGAUAGUGGAGUCCUUCUCAGAAGACGGCUUGGGGAACCAAAGCUUCAAUGACUUUGUGGACAUGUUUUCUGUCCUCAGUGAAAUGGCCCCCAGAGAGCUGAAGGCCAUCUUUGCCUUCAAGAUAUAUGAUUUCAAUGUGGAUAAUUUCCUUUGUAAGGAGGACUUAGAGCAGACCCUGAACCGGCUGACCAAGGAGGAGCUGACGGAGGAGGAGGUGCAGCUGGUGUGUGAGAAGGCCAUCGAGGAGGCCGACCUGGACGGGGACCACAAGCUGUCCUUCGCUGACUUUGAGAACAUGAUCACCAGGGCUCCGGACUUUCUCAGCACCUUCCACAUACGAAUCUAGGAGGGCUCAAUGGAAGACAAGACAGCUGGUUGACGGAGAACCACUCAAUGUCCUGAGCAGAGUGCAGAACCUCCCUCACCCUGCCUGGGAAGUCAACCCAGAACUUCUGGUCUUCCAGUCUUCUGAGUUAUCGUGAAACACACAUGUUUCCUCACAUUUAAAGGGUCUCAUGUAACAGGGCUCAACCAAUCUCGGUCACAUGUUGAAGAAUCUUUUUCUAGGUAUUUGAUUGAAAGGCAGAAUAAUUGCUGCCAAAUAAUCAUGUUUACUGUCAUAUUAUCGAACUAAAGUCUGGAGUGAAAGACCAUUUUCGCAGGUAUGGCAAGUGGAGUUAUUGUAUACGUUACAGCCCCAUUGAACCCCACCUUAACAACAACAUAAAUUCAAUGAUUAAAAAAUUUUAAGAAUUGAAAGUAACUAAAGCACAAAACUCAAAUAGACACCAUAGAAGGGAUUUCCACUCAUGUAUAAUCUAUGCAAAUUUAAUUUUCUGUGAUUUUUGGAGGAUUUUGUAUAUCUAGGUUUGGUCCUAGGAGCAUGAUGACAAUCAUAUCGUGGUGUAUUCUCUGUUGAAUGAAGGGCUCUGUAGGGGCUCCAUUAC
Messenger RNA from Gadus chalcogrammus (walleye pollock), 1170 nucleotides. RefSeq names its product calcium and integrin binding family member 2 (gene cib2). Bases 135 to 569 code for a protein of 144 amino acids. The record is from RefSeq and is a predicted model, not a curated record. NCBI's taxonomy places the organism in Eukaryota, Metazoa, Chordata, Actinopteri, Gadiformes, Gadidae. The transcript is spliced from 5 exons. Gene Ontology annotation, molecular function: calcium ion binding.